UCUCGUAUAAGGUUUCAAACAUGCUUGAUUGGCUUCAGUAUCAAUUACAAUUUUCUAAUAACGUCGAACACGUCUUUCGGCGUUCGUAUUUAAACCUCGUAAUUUACUCGAAAUGGCAGAAACGCAAGUACAGGAAACUACAAGCCUUUUAAGACCAUCGCAACCGCAAUACGUUUUUGAAUCCAGCAUCGCCCGUGCGCGGAAACGAAGAGUGAAACAAUUCCAGUGUUGCGUGUGUACGAUUUUUCUAGUAGGCGUUACAGCGGCUGUAGUAAUUACUGUAGCUUACAGUAUUAACGAUAACGAUAACCCUAUAUCAAACGAUAAUUCGACGGCAAUCGAAAGCGAUGUGGUCCCUUUAGAAAGCUUUCUAGUAUUGCUUAAUAGUCGAAACUGGCCUUUGAACGAUGAAAUUUCAAACGGACUUGAUAAUAUCACUACGGACAUUCAAGACGCGUUGAUUGCAGGGAAAAAAGCUCUUUCCGAAAAAGACAGAAUGGAAACGUAUAAUCCUUCUCUAUCUAUCGAUAGCCCCAGCUACAGACAUCAAAAAGCAUUUAGUUUUUCUGAAAAAGCUCGGAAUUUGUCCAGAAAAGGAUACGCAGAAGAAUAUGCGACCCGAUAUUUAUACGGUAUUCAGAAUGACUUAUACGAAUUAACCAAGAUCUGUUUUAACGAUGGGACCGAUGAAAGCGGUCCGGAUUAUUGUUCCCCCACCCCCAGCGAAAGCUGCAAUGUCUAUCAAAAAUAUCGCUCUUACGAUGGUAGCUGUAACAAUUUGCGACACUCUGCUUUAUUCGGCGUUGCAAAUACGCCAUUCCGAAGAGGAUUGCCUGCCGAUUAUGCUGAUGGUAUUAGUCAACCGCGGGCAUCUCGUAGCGGCACGCCGUUACCAUCGGCCAGAGUGGUCAGCAUCGAAGUGCAUAGGCCGUAUUACAGAGAGGAUCUCAAAUUUUCAGUAAUGCUAGCCGUGUGGGGUCAAUUUUUAGAUCACGAUAUAACAGCGACCGCUCCGAGUCGCAAAAACAACGGAGAUACUAUAUCUUGUUGCGGUAAUCAGGCGUACUCUUCGCCAGAAUGUUUUCCCGUCCUUGUAGAACCUUCAGACCCUUUGGCAAAAUACAAUAUAAGCUGCAUGGAAUUUGUGAGAUCCGCACCGAGUCCCACUUGCUGUUUGGGACCUAGAGAACAAAUGAACCAAGUAACCUCGUUUAUAGACGGUUCGGUGGUUUACGGCGCUGAUGAGAGCAAAGCUCAAUCUCUCAGAACGUUCGAGGGUGGUUUUUUGAAAACGUACGUUACAAAAGAUAACCGGACGCUGUUACCGAUAUCGCAUGAUAUGGCCGAUGGAUGCAAUAGAGACGACGAAAGAGAAAGGGGCAGAUAUUGCUUUUUGGCGGGCGACGACAGAGCUAACGAAAAUCUGCAUCUGGUCACUAUGCACUUGAUAUGGGUGCGGCAGCACAAUCGGUUAGCGACCCAGUUAUCUACGAUGAACCCCCAUUGGAACGACGAAAUUUUGUUUCAAGAAGCGCGAAGACUAGUGGGUGCGCAAAUGCAGCAUAUAACGUAUAACGAAUUUUUGCCGAUACUCUUGGGUAUGAGUUGGUUACUUCGAAAAUUCAAUCGUGACUCGGUUGCUUGCGUUCCAGGAGAUCGAAUCAUGAAGCAGUUUCAAUUGAGCCCACAGCAAUACGGUUAUUUCAACAAAUACAGCGACCAUAUCGACCCCAACAUAGCAAACGAGUUUGCAACCGCGGCGUUCAGAUUUGCCCACACGAUUAUACCGGGAUUGAUCAAGUUGCUUGCGAAUGACUCGACGAGUCCGGAAUACGUGCAAAUGCAUAAAAUGCUUUUCGAUCCUUUCGCAUUGUACGACGAAGGAGAACUCGACAGGAUCCUAAGAGGUGCCAUGAAUACGAGUAUAGAAGCAUCGGAUAGUUAUUUCUCGAACGAACUAAAGUCACACAUGUUCGAACGUGACACGAAGCAAACCAACGAAUCGAAAAAAUGCGGCUUGGAUUUGGUUUCGUUGAACAUUCAAAGGGGUAGGGACCACGGUCUACCCGGUUACGUGUUUUGGAGGAAAAAAUGUGGACUUGCAGUGCCUCAUACGUUCGACAAUUUAAGGGAAGUUAUGGACCGAGACCCAUUGGAAAAUAUAAAAUCUGUCUAUCGGACUGUUGAAGAUAUAGAUUUGUACAGCGGAGCAGUGAGUGAGAAACCCCUAGAAGGAAGUAUUCUAGGACCCACGUUUACGUGCCUUAUCCUCGAUCAAUUUAUGAGGAUUAAAUACGGCGACCGAUUUUGGUAUGAAAAUUCUUGCAACUGGCAAUCUUUUACGGGCGAGCAAUUAAAUGAAAUUCGUAAAACUACUCUAUCGGGUGUUAUAUGUGACAAUGCGGACGAUUUGUCGUAUAUACAACCUAGAGUGAUGGAAAGAUCUGGAAACAAAAAUGAAUACACCAACUGUGCGUCGAUCCCAAAACCAAAUUUAAAAUUGUGGCAGGACAAACUUAAUCGCCUCAGAGUACCAACUACGAAGCUUAAUGUAAUUACCUUUAAAUAAAAUUAUCUUCCAAAUAUUGUUUUGUAUGAUUGACAUUUUAUUUUAUAAUGAAUUGUGCGAAGUUUGCAAUAAAAUGUGUU
Molecule: messenger RNA, 2649 nt
Organism: Cylas formicarius (sweet potato weevil)
Lineage: Eukaryota; Metazoa; Arthropoda; Insecta; Coleoptera; Brentidae
Gene: cd
Product: lactoperoxidase
Exons: 7
Coding region: 113-2569 (818 amino acids)
Biological process (GO): response to oxidative stress
Molecular function (GO): heme binding; peroxidase activity
Source: RefSeq, a predicted model, not a curated record